UGACAUCCGGUCGCGGUGCGUCAGGAUGGAAGUGUGCUGCUAACGGUGCCUUCAGAUCGCACGGGUCUCGCCAUUUUCCCUCGAGUCGUGUAAACUAUUCUCCCGCUCUCACGUUACUCGUCCACGUCGCGUGGGCUUGGUUGGGCGUCGACCGCGAGUGCGCCGCGUCGACGAGGAACGCGUGUACGUAGAGUGGAAUAGUAGCAGAAACGUCACGCCGGGCAAUCGGCGUCGUCUUCGGCUGUAAUGAAUCAGCCGCGGAAUUUUACGUCGCUGCUGAAUCCGAGCUAUCUGCAGAAUGCUCAGCAGCAGCAAAACACGGCGGGGACGAACUCGGCGGCUGUGGCUGCAGCCGCAGCCGCGGCCGCCGUCUCCGCCGCGAUAGCGAACGGCACACAGGCCAACGCUAACUCAUCCAGCAUCGCGAACCGCAAACGAGAGACGGAGGGAGAUUGUAAACAGGAGAAAGAAACAAAAGAUGGAGAACGUAAGAAGAGGAAAAAGACUAGAUGGGGUGGUAGCGAACAUGACAAAACAUUUAUACCAGGGAUGCCUACAGUACUACCGACAAAUCUGACUCCUGAACAGGAGAAAGCUUAUCUCUUUCAGCUGCAGAUUGAGGAAAUCAGCAGGAAACUACGCACUGGAGACCUUGGAAUCCCACUUAAUCCCGAGGAAAGAUCUCCAUCUCCAGAACCUAUUUACAGUAGUGAUGGUAAACGGUUGAACACGAGAGAAUAUCGCACAAGACGUAAAUUGGAAGAAGAACGUCAUAAUUUAAUUCAGAAGAUUCUUAAAAUUAAUCCAGAGUUUAAACCACCACCAGAUUAUAAGCCACCAAUAAUACGAGUUCAUGAUAAAGUGAUGAUUCCUCAGGAAGAGCAUCCCGAUAUAAAUUUUGUUGGAUUACUUAUUGGACCACGUGGAAAUACGCUGAAAUCUAUGGAAAAAGAAACAGGCGCAAAAAUCAUAAUUCGUGGGAAAGGAUCUGUAAAGGAAGGAAAAGUUGGUAGGAAAGAUGGACAACCUUUACCAGGCGAGGAUGAACCUUUGCAUGCGUAUAUUACUGCAAACAAUUUAGAUGCUGUAAAAAAGGCUGUGGAAAGAAUCCACGAGAUUAUUCGACAAGGUGUCGAGGUGCCAGAGGGCCAAAAUGAUUUACGACGUAAUCAAUUACGCGAACUGGCUUUAUUAAAUGGAACUUUACGUGAGAAUGAUGGACCUCGUUGUACUAAUUGUGGAGCUUCAGACCAUAAAUCUUGGCUGUGUCCGGAUAAGCCAAAUGUAACGAAUAACAUAGUAUGUUCGAGUUGCGGUGGUGCGGGGCACAUUGCUCGAGAUUGUAGAUCGAAAAGACCAGGUCAGGGUGGUCCAGCUGCCGCCGGAAUGGGAGGAAUGAGUCAAGCCGGAGAUAAAGCCAAGAUAGAUGAGGAAUACAUGUCGUUAAUGGCAGAAUUAGGAGAAGGCCCACCACCGGACAGAUCAAAGACAGGUCAAGCCAGGCAGACUCCCAACCCCAAUUAUCCUGGACUCUUUGAUAGACAACAACCACCUCGCGCGCUAAUGGCUGCCCCGGCUCAUCCGCCGCCGCAGAUGAUGCAAGGUGGCCCGAUGAUGCCGCCGCCAGGCAUGGCGCCACCACCACCAUGGAGUCAAGGUGGCGAAGGAAUGAAUAGUAUGAACAUGCAGUGGCAGCCGCCGGUGAGCAUGCCGCCACCACCAGGUGUGAUGCAACCGCCGCCGCCGCCACCCGGUUCUACUACGCAGCCCAACAUUCCACCGCUGAUGCCGUGGAUGGCCGGCAACAAUCAGCCGCCGCCGCCGGGCCAGAUGCCGCCCACGCAGAUUCCGCCACCCGGGAUGGGAAUACCGCCAUGGCAGCAAGGUCAACAGGGACCGAUGCGGCCGCCACCACCAGGUACGGCGCCGCCCCCGGGAUUCCCUGGAGGCUGGCAGCCGCAACAGAUGGGUGGCUGGCCGCCAGCUGCUCCAGUUCCACCCCCGCCUCAACAACAGACUCCAGCACCGCCUGGAAUUGAUUUGAACACGCUGCCGACGUUGCUGGCGCAGCCGCCGCCGCCACCUCCGCCCACCAGUUAGUCUUAAUCGUGUAAGAAUGAAUGACUUCCGAUUCUGUUGUACAUGAGAUAAUAACGAUCACGAUUGGACGAAAGUUUAGAAAUGGAAGUCUGAAAAAGGUACUGUGUCCAAAUAUCAUAGUAUCAUAAAAAAGAGAUGAAUAACGCACGAAAUUAGGAACAGAUAAUGAAAUUUAUAUUGCAAUUAUAUUCUUUGAUUUGAAUCAUCAGUUUUGAAUUUAUUCUUUUAAAUGAUGUUCAAAAUCCUGACGAUUAUUUAAAAAAAAGAGAAAGAAAGGAAAGUUCUGUGAAUUAUAUACUUUGAACAAGUAGACAAACAUAUACCAAGAAAGCCGUAUAUGCAAAUUAUGCAACAUUUAGUUUUAACUAGGUACCAAUUUUAACUUGUUGCAUGUAAGGAAUUCUAUAAAUAAAUAUUAAACGCACGCGGAAUUCUCUCAUAAAAGCACAAUUGUAGUCGAUUUUACUUUUUUCUUUCU
This is a messenger RNA of Nylanderia fulva, 2578 nucleotides long. RefSeq names its product splicing factor 1 (gene SF1). Gene Ontology annotation, biological process: regulation of mRNA splicing, via spliceosome. Gene Ontology annotation, molecular function: mRNA binding; zinc ion binding. The record is from RefSeq and is a predicted model, not a curated record. Gene Ontology annotation, cellular component: nucleus. Lineage: Eukaryota; Metazoa; Arthropoda; Insecta; Hymenoptera; Formicidae.